Molecule: messenger RNA, 561 nt
Organism: Menidia menidia (Atlantic silverside)
Lineage: Eukaryota; Metazoa; Chordata; Actinopteri; Atheriniformes; Atherinopsidae
Source: the annotation of a GenBank genome assembly
AUGGGGAAGAUUGAGUGGGCAAUGUGGGCCAACGAGCAGGCUCUGGCUGCAGGGCUCAUUCUCCUUACUGGAGGUAUUGUCGGGGUGGCCGGGCAGUUCAGGGGCUGGCAGUUCGCUGCUUAUGCAGUUGCUGCUGGGGUAUUUGUGUGCCUGCUUGAGUAUCCCAGAGGCAAGAGGGCCAAGGGCACAAGCGUGGAAAGAUCGGGUCAGUACUGCUUCACCGUGUGCGUGAAGGCCUUUGGUCCCCUGACGAGGAACUACUAUGUCAGGGCAUUUUUACAUGCUGCAAUCUGUGUACCUGGAGGUUUUAUGCUUGCUACUGUCCUUGGGUGUGUGUGUCUAGGCAUUGCCAGCCUCAUCUAUCUUGCAGCAGCUAUCAGAGGUGAACACUGGGAGCCAAUUCUUCCACGAAAGGAGGUGCGUAAGCCCGUUGGAGAGAGUAUCAAGAAUCCUCCACAAAACCCACCACCACGACCUCCUGCCGAUUAUCGCAGGAAGAAUGCAAAGGACCUGGAGGCAGCAGCCUACGACAAUCCUAUGUCUGUAACUGCUGAUGAGUAG